This is a messenger RNA of Ostreobium quekettii, 576 nucleotides long. Lineage: Eukaryota; Viridiplantae; Chlorophyta; Ulvophyceae; Bryopsidales; Ostreobiaceae. The record is from the annotation of a GenBank genome assembly.
AUGGCUACAUAUAGGAUGGGCCUAACAAUGGCCAGACCACUGGUGAUUUGCAACUUGCAAAAUACGCUGGUUCACUGGCAUUGCAAUGAACAUCAAGCGAGGCAAGCAAGCAAAGGAUGCCAAGAGCAAUCUGGCCACAUAGGUGACUGCACAAUUGUCCAAUUCAAUCCAGUCAAACGAUUGUGGGAGGUGACCAGUCCCCUUCUUGUUCCUGGGGAACUGUUCUGCUACCUACUCUUUCCAUUCUGUGAGUGUGGGUUGGCAACACUUGCCCUGCGACAAAUGAAGAGCAGUCACUGGCACAAAGAAGCAUGUUUUGCAUGGCAAGCAGCAUUUUCUGCAAAGGUACUGUUUGACACCACAAGCCUAGGUUCCAAGCACUGCACAAGAGGGAGACCAGUUGUGACAGAGCAGCGUUUCAUACCAUGGGCAGGGCCCUCCCGGACAAAGAUGCUGGUGAAAUGCACUUCCCCGCCACUAAAGAUGAUGUGGAUGUUCACGAAUGCAAGGGAAACCACGAAGAAGAGCAGCACAUAUGGAAAAGAUGCAUGCUCUCAUGGUGCACUGAGCAUUUGA